GAGUUCUCGCCGUUCCCUUGAUGACGUUACGGAGAUUCUUCUCAUCCGUCACAGAGAAGCAUCCAGUUGAGUCGCAGGUCAACAACAACUCCACUCAGAACUCCAUCACAGAGGAACAGAGAGCCGAGGCCGAGAUCCUGAAAACCGACGGAAACGACCAAAUGAAAGUGGAGAACUUCUCAGCCGCUGUUGAGUUUUACUCGAAGGCCAUCGCCAUAAACCCUCAGAACGCCGUCUAUUACUGCAACAGGGCCGCAGCGUACAGUAAACUGGGGAACUACGCCGGAGCGGUGCAAGACUGCGAACAGGCCAUCAGCAUCGACCCGAACUACAGCAAAGCCUACGGGAGGAUGGGUUUGGCUCUGGCCAGCCUCAACAAACACACAGAAGCAGCCAGUUAUUAUAAGAAAGCUCUGGAGCUCGACCCCGACAACGACACCUACAAAACCAACCUGAAGAUCGCAGAGGAGAAGAUGGAGACCUCCAGUCCAACAGCGGGGAUGGGUGGAGUCGAUCUGGCCGGUCUCCUCAGUAAUCCCGGCUUCAUGAACAUGGCGUCCUCGCUGAUGAACAACCCUCAGGUUCAGCAGCUGAUGUCGGGGAUGAUGUCAGGAGCGUACGGCGGGGUGGGAGGAGGCGGAGGAGGAGGUGGAUUAGGAGGACUAGGUGCAGGACUAGGAGGAGGACUGGGAGGAGGACUGGGAGCAGGACUUGGUGGAGGAGGAGUAGGAGGAGGACUGGGAGCAGGACUUGGUGGAGGAGGAGUAGGAAGUGCCAGCCCCGGAGCCGCUGAGUGCUGCUGGACCAGCCGAGCCGCCGGACCUACGGACGCCGGACCCGCUGGAGCCGGAGAUUUAUCAGGACUGAUCAGCGUACGUACCCCAGACCAACAUUCUGACGUCGGUGGGCUGAACGUUGAACUGAAGUUAUGUGUGAGUGAGGAGGUGCAGGGGGAGUUCAUGGCUUCAGUAAAGAUGCUGCAUAUUUCUUUCUCCACAGGAGGUGCAGAGAAACUGAAGAGGCAGGGAGAUGCAUGGGGAGGAGAUGAAGAGAGAAAAGAGAAGGUGGAUGCAGAAGAGAUGAGGAGGAGGUGA
This is a messenger RNA of Morone saxatilis (striped sea-bass), 1094 nucleotides long. Its product is annotated as small glutamine-rich tetratricopeptide repeat-containing protein alpha-like. Gene Ontology annotation, biological process: post-translational protein targeting to endoplasmic reticulum membrane. The record is from RefSeq and is a predicted model, not a curated record. The transcript has 9 exons. Gene Ontology annotation, cellular component: TRC complex; membrane. Gene Ontology annotation, molecular function: protein binding; molecular adaptor activity. Lineage: Eukaryota; Metazoa; Chordata; Actinopteri; Moronidae. Bases 21 to 1094 code for a protein of 357 amino acids.